UAAUUUCAAUGCUAUUGAUUUACUUAGAAAAUCAUACCGGUCUUCUUGGGGUGGUAGUGAAGCUGCAGGUCGUUUAAAGUGAUCCCUAAUAGAAGUUAAUACUUCGUUCGUUAGUUUUUCUGGCUCGUUGUUUUUUUUUACCGGGUCUUGAUGAUCUUGGUCGUUUCGCCGCUGACUCUUGCUGCUGUUCUUGGGAUGAUGAGUUUUGUGCUAUAUUUAUAUUUUCUGGAGUUACUGUAUCCGAAGUUUCAUUGGCAUCCCUGGUAUCAGCAAUUUCUUAAAACAAUAAUUUUUGUUAUAGUUUCCUAAGUCAUCUGAAAAAUGGAGAAAUAUAGCGCAACAAUUUGAAGAAAGGUGGAAUUUUCCUCAUUGCUUAGGUGCGAUCGAUGGUAAGCACAUUGACAUAGUUCCACCUGCUGACAGCGGAUCGUAUUACUAUAAUUACAAAAAACGACACAGUAUGGUGCUUAUGGCAAUAGUAGAAACUAAUUACGAAUUUCUGCUGGUUGAUUUUGGGACAAAUGGCAGAAUUUCUGAUGGAGGUGUUUUACAGAAUACCAAGUUUUUUGAAAUGCUCCAAGAUAACAAAAUGGAACUUCCAGACGCUGAAGUUGUCAAAAACAGCUCAACAAGUCUCCCAUAUGUAUUUGUUGCUGAUGGCGCAUUCUCUUUAAGAGUUGAUAUGAUAAAACCGUUUCGACAAGCUGACUUGCAUUCACGCGAAAGAAAGAUAUUUAAUUAUAGAUUGUCUCGCGCUAGACAUAUUGUUGAGAAUGCUUUUGGUAUUUUAGCAUCUAGGUUUCGAAUAUACCAUACUGUAAUAAAUCUAGAGCCAAAGAAUAUAGAAAAAAUAGUGAUGGCAACAUGCGUACUGCAUAAUUAUUUAAUGAAACACGUAGGAAGUUCUUGUGCGCCCCGGGAAUGUUUUUAUGAAGAAAAUGCUACAAAUGGUACCGUUAUCACGGAAGGCUAUAAUACUACCCGUUCGACUAUGGUUAACUUACAGCGAAGGCAAGGAAACAUUUUAAACUAUGCAAAACAGGUGCUAGAGAAAUUUACUAAUUACUUCGUAAAUGAAGGCAGCGUAUCGUGGCAAGAUAACUUCGUUGCGGCUUAAGUUUAUUGUAUGUAUUCAGUUUGAUUAGGUAUAUCUAAUAAAAAUAAUGGCAUUG
Melitaea cinxia (Glanville fritillary) is the source of this 1172-nucleotide messenger RNA. RefSeq lists its product as uncharacterized. The coding region runs from base 461 to 1117 and encodes 218 amino acids. The transcript has 2 exons. The record is from RefSeq and is a predicted model, not a curated record. NCBI's taxonomy places the organism in Eukaryota, Metazoa, Arthropoda, Insecta, Lepidoptera, Nymphalidae.